Messenger RNA from Polyodon spathula (Mississippi paddlefish), 5397 nucleotides. Its product is annotated as SITS-binding protein-like. NCBI's taxonomy places the organism in Eukaryota, Metazoa, Chordata, Actinopteri, Acipenseriformes, Polyodontidae. Bases 355 to 2427 code for a protein of 690 amino acids. The transcript is spliced from 10 exons. The record is from RefSeq and is a predicted model, not a curated record.
UCUGGAGUUACGUCAGACACAGGGGGGAACUGCACGACAAGCAAAUAAGCGUCUAAGGAGAUUUCCAGGCAUUACUGCUAAACUUGGGUGAGACUGCUCAGUGCUCAACGAUCAAUGCAUUUAAAAAACUUUACUGUACACUUGUCAAUAUGUGGUAAGCUAUUUGUUUGGAAGUUUCAGCUGUGGAUCUUGAAACUUUUUCAUUUCUGCGCGACAGAUACAAAUAAACAAAGGAUUCUAUGGAUCAUGCACGGAUAAAUGUGGCAUGAAUAACGACUGUGUGCUAACCUCUUUUCUAUUGACUGGUAUUAAACAUAUAUUUUUAAUAGAUUUAUAGAUUAAAAAAAAUACAACAUGCCUCAUACUCGGACUAGGAACCCGAGCCCCAUACCCGAUGUGACAUGGGACUCUGGAAUGAAAGAAAUGAACGAGACCUGGAAGGGAGCGGUAGCCUGUCUUGGUGUGGCCAUCUUCUUCGUUAUGACUAUUGGGAUAAUUUAUUGGCAAGUGGUCGAUCAACCCAACAAGAACUGGAUCCUCACAGGGAGCUUUAGUGGGCUGAUCUGGGAUAGGAGGACCCAUUCCCUUAUCAUACAGACACUGGCAGAGGACAAGACCUUCGUGGAAAUCGACGUGGGGAACUUCCCUGCCUUGGAGGUGCCGUUUGUGAAGAACCUAUGCUGGCUCAACAAGACCGAGUUCUGUUACACAUGGGACUCAACCGCAGACCUAAAAAUAUCCUUAGAAUCGGAAUACUCUCCUGGAACAGAAUGCUACAGCAUCCACUGGACACCUCUGCAUUGCCAAGUGGAUUUUAAGGAUUGCUUUUCAAUGGAUAAUAUUUCCUGGUACGGAGGAGCAGGCGUACGUGCACAGAACUGGCCUAUAAAUAAUGUGAAUAUUGCCUUGCAACCUUUUGUUGUGAGCAACCUGAGAAACAACCCUACAGGCUUCGGGUCAGUCUUAGAAAGAUACUUUUUGGGAUCAUCAGGUGUGGCUUUGUUCAUAGCUCAGGAUAUCCCGGUGCACAUUUCCAUCGACAGUCGGAAGCACUUUUGCUUGCAGUCCCCCCUCAGCACUAAACUGGUGCCACUGCAGUACAUGGUGUGUGUCGGUAACAACAUCAAAACUGUCCACCAAGAGGUCGGGAGCCAGCUCUCAGAACUCCCAAGAGAGCUGCCAAACACACACAUUUUACGGUUACCUUUCUGGAAGCUGUUGGCAAAUGCAGAUUCUGGAGCAAAGGUUGAACGAGAGUUAAGAACAUUCUUCAACCGAUUAAAAAGACACCAACUGGGGGAAGGUGUUGUUAGUAUCAGUGAACAUUCCACAACAAUUCUUUAUGACAUGGACAAUGAAUCUUUCUACGGCAGGAAAAAUAGUACUUUGAGACACACCAGGGACCUCCCACGUUUUAAACUUCUAAACAUUUCCAUUACUUUAUCUCCGUACACAAGCGUUGAUACAAGGCAAUUCCAAACUUCACUGCAAGAGGGACGAGAAGACUACUGGCUCAGCCUUCCCUCCAAAACAGAUGGGUAUCUGGCCCCACUGCUCACCAAAUGGAAAGGAAAGUUUUCUGUCAAGUUGAACAUAACGAAUCAUGCUGCAGUGAACUGGUUUCUGGACAAGGUGAGCAGCUUGCAGGCGAAGCUGGGGGUUGAGUACAUCACCUUGGAAGGUGGGGAGGGAAACCCCUUCACGGAACAGGCCCUGGAGCCUCCCAAGACCCUGGCCGGGGAUGAGUACAUUGGUCUGUUUGCUGAGAUUGCUGCCAAGAUAGGGAACUCAUCAAUAAUAACGGCUGGGACGAGAUCAAACCAUUUACCGCUGUUUGUUCGAAUGUCUCCCCAUCAGUCAGACUGGAGCUACUCGGGCAUAAAAGGCAUUAUUCCUUCCGUUCUUCACUACAGUCUUCUGGGAUACAAUUUCUUCAUACCUGAUGCAGUAGGAGGUUCCCUGUCAAGUGAAUUUGUAACUGAUGAGGAGCUGUUUAUCCGUUGGCUGCAGAUUGUGACCUUUCUCCCUGUCAUUUCCUUCCGGACGCCACCCUGGGUCUGUGGGGAUCGGGUCCUGAACCUCACGAGAUUGUAUAUACUCAAACACCAAGACUCUGUCGUUCCGCUCAUAAUAAAGUAUGCAGAAGAGUGGGCCUCACAAGGCAGGCCGGUCUUUCGACCUGUCUGGUGGAUCAAUCCUAAUGACCCCGUUACCUACACCAUUGAUGACGAGUUUCUUAUUGGGGACGAGUUGCUUGUCGCCCCAGUGACAGAGCGUGGUGAAGUGCAACGGGAUAUCUACCUGCCAGGCAGUGAAUACCAGUGGAUGGACACAAACAAUGGCAAGGUUUUUGACGGCGGGACUUUGUUGGAGAAUUACUCCGUUCCCCUUGAAGAAGUGGCUGUUUUCCAACGAAGGAGUUCAUAAGGCCUGCUGGUUUUCCACACUCGCUUUCUGAGUUGCACUUGCUUCAAAGACCACAGCUGCAGUGCCCCAAGACAGUACCCUGAGACAUGGCGCUUUUUGUAUCUGCACUUUACGUGAAAUGAUUUCUAGAUUCAAGAUUUGCUUUUUGUUUUUUAUUGUGCCAUAGCAUCGGUUUUGCAUUUACAGUACUGAUUGAACUGUUUGUUUACAUUUAACAGUUUUUAACGUUUACCGAAGUUUCCAUUCAACGGAGCAUCAAAAAGCCAAUAGGAAAGAAAAUGUGAAGGAUGUUUUCUAUAGUGUAUUAGCCAGGAUAAUGCAUAUUCUAUGAACAAUAAUAUUAGACAAAUCCUUUGAAACGUGAGCAGAGAGACCCAGUGAAAAACAUCACUCUCAAAUGAAUUGAAACUGAUUUAAAAUAGAUUAUACUUAAAGAAGUAAUAUCUUUUCUUACCUGUUAUUUGCUGUCAACAUUAUUGAUGGUCGCCCUAUCGUUAUCUGGAUGAUCUUUUAAAUUCAGGAUAUGGCUGUUGGAAAAGGAACGAUCUGAGCUUCUGUUAUUUUGUAUUUUGGAAACUUCACAGGCUGUUGCAGUCAUUUCCUCCUUAUAUGAAAAAGUCAUCCCAAAAUCAAUCGUAAUCAAACAGUUAUGCAGGGGGUCAAAUGGGUUGUUUAUGUAUGAAAUAACCACAGCACUCCAUGAACGUUGAUGGAGUAUUCUGUUUUUAUAACAAGUACAACGUGAAAAAACAUGUUUAAACCUCAAGCUCAGCAUCUGCUUAGCAAAACAAGGCAAUCUGAAAGACUGGGAUUCGCUUGGUUAUUCUGUCAUUGGAUUUGAAUGUGUGCAAAACUAUUGAAUCAGCAGCACCAAAUACAAUAAAAGGCAUUCAACACUAGAUCUCUCAACAUUGGUAUUAAACCUGAGAGAAUCUUCAUAAACAUUCAAAACAGUCCUUAACGUUUUGUGAAUAGGGCCCUGAAUGUGAGAAAUGUGAUUGCAAAAUAGUAUUGGCCAUUCAGUCGUCAAAAAAAGCUACACUAUGAAUGACAGUGCAAGUAAUGUACUUGGAAACUAAGGACAAUUUCUGGGAUUUACUAGGUCGCUGCAUGGACUGGAUACUGUGCCUUGAAUAGUUUUUUAAAAGGGUUUGGUCCUGUCUGCUUUUAGCAAGUCUGGCUGAACAUUAUACUGUCAUUUUAACUACUUGCUACUUAAAACUUUUGGUAUCGCCAGAUGCUUGUACUUCUGGCUUCUUGUAAUUGCUUGAAAUCCAUGUGGUGUGCCCUCAAAUUGGAGCUGUAAAAUAUGCAACUGCAUUGCAGUGACUAGAUCCACCUGUAUUUCCUCUGGGACCUGGUAUUUGAUUUCUUAUUCUUCUUACACUAUAUUUUCCAAGCAACUCUCAGGUCUGAUAGGUUAACUAUGUCUUAACGUGGCUUGGUACUUUUUGCUCAUUUUAAUGUCUUAACCUUUUACAGUUUACAUUUUUAUGAAAUUGUUGUCGAUAGGUGUCCUUGUUAUUGAGAUGAAGAUGGUCACAUUUCAUUUUUUUUACUCCAAACUGUAAUUAUAUAAAUUCUGCUUGACUAUUAUUGCAAUGGUCUUUACUCAAUUCAGGCACCCUAAUGUUUAGAUCUGACUCUAAACAUCCCCCUAGUGGGUUAUUGUACUAACCCAUUUUAAUAAUAUAUUUGGAAUGUAUUGCAACUGUGCUAGCGCUUAUAAGCACCUUUAUGGGUUUUUUACCCAAAGGGAAAGAGACAGACACAGAAGCUCUUUUAAAGGGUGUUGAAUAAUACAAGCACUGCCAGCCACAAGCACUAAUUAACAUACUAAUUUGCAUGCUAAUUUAUAUGCUAAUUUACAUACCGCUGCCAGUCCUGAGACAACACCUCCAGCAGUGUGCAGUCAGUUGUGCUCGAUACAGUAUUUUUUAAAACUAAACAUUUAUUUUAAAACUAAACAACCUUUUAUUUAAUUAAGAAUAAUGCCAGUAUUCUUAAAAUAAAUAUGAGCUCCUGAGCACUGACUGAUUCACUCAGCAAAACGUGUGCCUGUUGUACCCCCCACUAUCAUUAUAUGAGGCAGCCAUAUUAGCCAUAAAAGCAAAUAGCCCUUGAGAAACUCCAACAGAAAUCACACCACUAUGUUCCUUGCUUGUAUAAUUUUUCACUUUAAUAGUAUAUACAUUUCAUAUUUCUCAAAUAAAACACUGGCAGUAAUCAUUUGUUGUACUGUGAGUUACAUGGUCUGAUUACAGCUAGGCCAUUGGAGCAAGCAAUCUGAAGCACGGGAAGUGAUUAGGGAACCAGGAUGCAGCAGCAAGUCUUAUCCUGUAUGCCUGCAUGUCUUAUGUUAAAGUAACUAAGCUAGCAAAUAGUCCAAACAUCUGCAUUAGAAAGGGGGCUCAGUUAAAAUGUUGCCAGAGUGAAUGAGAGGUAAGCAAAUAGAUGUUUAAAAUGUUGGUUGCCGCUCCUUUAAACUAUGCUUAUUACAACCUGGAGUAAACUGAGGCCAAUUUCUUGACACAGGGGCAUGUGUUAAAAGCCUUGUGUGUCUGGAGGAGUGUUAUAAUAAAAAUAAGCCAGACACAUUAGACUGUUUUAAACUGUGAUCCUUUUUGUGCCUUAACUGUUUUAAAAGAUAUUCUCAAAGAAAUCGCCAAUGUUUAUUUCUUUAAAAAAAAAAAUAAGUAAGUCAAUAUUGAUUGUGGUCUAUAUAUACUUUGCAGCAUAUUAAAUCUUAAUUUUUUUUUUUUUUUAUCAAUGAUAUGUUUCCAGUGUUAUACGUGGCCUAAUGCUUCGUAAUCAAUACUUGAAAUGUAUAGCUUUCACUUAUAUUGCUAGCAUUUUUACAUGAACUCAACUGUGUGUUUUACAGCAAUCACUCACUAAAUAUUGAAAUUUUUUGUUGACAGAAUAAUUGUAACGUUUGUUUACAAAACCAAUGACAAUAAACAUGGUAAA